CUUUUUGGUGGUGAAAAUAAAAGGCAUUCCUGUGCCACGAGCCUUGGCAGUGCCAAGAGACUAUUGCAUUCAGUGUUAGUUAACAUUGGUUCUCAACCGAAAGGAAAAUCUCUCUCCUUCUACGAGAGACAGGCUUCAUGCAGUUGAUCCACGGUUUCAAUGCGCUCUGCGCAUCCCAUAUUGGGCUGGUGCUACUUCUUAUCAGCUUUUCUUUUUCUGCUUUCGUUGCAUCUCGAACCAUCUAUAAUGUUUACUUCCAUCCUCUGAGCCGCUACCCUGGGCCUCGACUUUGGGCCGCUUCUCGACUGCCGUGGAACAUUGUCAACCUUCAAGGCAACCUCGCUUGGACAAUCCGCGAGCUCCACGAAAAGUAUGGCUCAAUUGUCAGGAUUGCACCUGAUGAGCUGUCUUACACGAGUUCUACAGCCUGGACAAAGAUAUAUGGUCAGAGAUCACCAGAGUUUGCCAAAUGUUUUGACGGACGGGGAAUCGCUGGGCCUAGUGUGACUAACCCAGCGGUUCGUAAUGGCGGCAUUGUGACGGCCGAGCAAGAACCUCACUCCCGACUUCGUAAAGCAGUCUUGCCAGCCUUUAGCGACCGUGCACUAAGAGAACAGGAGGAUAUCCUCCAGCUUUAUGCAGGGAAGUUGAUGAAACAACUGCGAUUCUCGAGCGAAACCGGAGCUCCUCAGGACAUGGUCAAAUGGUUUAGCCUUGCUGCCUUUGACAUCAUUAGCGACCUGGCAUUUGGCCAGGCGGCUGGGUGUCUAGACGAUGCAUCCCAACCGUGGUUGCAAGUCAUUGGUGCUCGAGCGCAGGGAAUUGUCCGAUACCAGUUCGCUAUCUACUAUGGAUUUGAGGCCUGGCUAGAAUGGCUCGCCCCAAAGGCCCAGAAGCUUGCUCUGAAGAGACAUGGCGAGUUGACUGCCGGCAAAGUCAAACGCCGACUUCAACAAUCCGAUAACAAAAGAGAUUUUAUGAGUUACAUCUUGGAAAACCCACAAGCUGACCUCAGCAAUGCCGAUUUGGUCAGGAUGGCGUCAGCUUUCAUUGUCGCAGGCAGCGGCACGACAGCUACUGCACUUUCUGGCAUCACGUUUUACUUGUGUAGCAACCCGAAGACGUACACGACACUCUCGGAAGAGAUCAGAACCGCAUUUCAGACCGAUGAUGAGAUCUCAAUGGCAUUGACGGGGGAGUUGAAAUAUCUUAAGGCAGUCAUCGAAGAAGGUUUAAGGAUAUAUCCCCCCAGCCCAAGCGCUCUGCCGAGAUUUGUGCCUGGAAUCGGUGAGGAUAUUGAUGGCAGAUGGGUGCCUGGAGGCACGGCAGUUGGCGUUCAUCAGCUUUCCGCUGGUCACUCGGAACAGAAUUGGACUAAUCCAAGGCAAUUCAUUCCAGAGAGAUGGCUGGACAAGAGCGACGUGUGUAUAUUUGCCAACGACGAUAAGUCUGCUAGUCAGCCGUUUUCUUAUGGCCCUAGGAACUGUAUAGGCAAGAGCAUGGCCUAUGCAGAGCUACGCAUAAUAUUGGCCAAGUUGAUUUGGAAUUUUGACCUCGAAUUGAUGGAGGAGUCAAAGAAAUGGACCUUGAGACAAAAGACAUUCCUCGUCUGGCAGAAAGUGCCUUUACUGGUUAGGUGCAAGGACAAACACUAGCACAUGGUUACUGACCGUGACUUGAGAACUUUGCAGAAAUAGAGAGAAUAAGGGAGCGAACUGUUGCAUCAGCCACUCAUUUGUCGUGUGUGCUAUUAUCAGCAUUGGACCUGUGAAUGUUUCGGUACUUGAGAUGAAAUAUUAUCCAG
Colletotrichum acutatum is the source of this 1804-nucleotide messenger RNA. Its product is annotated as cytochrome P-450. Gene Ontology annotation, molecular function: monooxygenase activity; heme binding; oxidoreductase activity, acting on paired donors, with incorporation or reduction of molecular oxygen. NCBI's taxonomy places the organism in Eukaryota, Fungi, Ascomycota, Sordariomycetes, Glomerellales, Glomerellaceae. The record is from RefSeq and is a predicted model, not a curated record. The transcript is spliced from 4 exons. Bases 138 to 1655 code for a protein of 505 amino acids.